UUCACUAAUUUACAACUUUAUGAUAGCUAAAAUUUUAUGUAAUAAAAGAAAAAUCAUAAGUAAUUUGACUAAAAUUACGUGUAAUUUAGGCAAGAACAGGCCGAGAAUGGGGCAGGUCAGGGCAGGUCGGGUGGAUGAGAGUACCCAUGCCCGCCCGCCUACGGGGAGGGUCAGACCCGCCCAGAACUGAUCAAACAGGUCAAGUCGAAAUUGUCAUCCCUAGUUAAAUGCUCCUAACCAUCCUCAAAAGAUGAAGUGGAGGACCAUAACCUGACCGUCGAUGUGAUAUCCACAUCAAGAAAAGAAUCAUGACUUAAUGAUAAAUUUUUUUUAUUGUUCAAGUUGACGAUCAAGAGAAAAAUCAAGCCGAAUAAGAGAGUUUUUUUAUAACCCAGAAACAUCUCACACACACACUGCUUUUGCAAUGGUGGAGCGAGACCAAAUCUGGGAGUUAACCUGCUUCAUCUCUUCGGACCUCCACGAGGAUCUCCAUUAAAUGACUCCAGGAACAUCAUAAUAGGUCUUGGUAGAAGGCAAACACCGGAUCUGCCACUUCUCGGAACGAGCGCACACUAACGGUGUCAGUGCUAGUUAAGUGACUUUUGGGGCAAUGGGGAAGUUAAUUUCAUAUCGCACAUUUGAGAGAUUUCGAAAAAGUUAAAAUCAAGGUAACCUUUUAGUGUAAAAUUGAGACUAAACUUAGAUAUUUAACCCUAGGCCCUGUUUACUUCCAUUUUCGUUUCCUGUCAACUGUUUUCAUGUCAUAAAUUUGGCAACCGAAAUGAGAAAACUUGUUUACUUCUCAUUCCGUUUUCUAUUCGUUUACAACUAUGAAAAUAGAAAGUGACAACUUCCUGCUGUUUUCGGAAACGACAAAAUGUUGUUUUUACCAGUUUUCAACAUCUGUUUUCUCAAAAAAUAAGAAAUAGAAAUGAAAAAAAAAAAACAGGCUCUUAAUUUUAGAUAAUCUUCCGUAAAAAAAAACAGAUAAUCUUCGUCGUGAGGCUUGGCCCAGACCCCACUGAGCACGUUGGGCUUAAAGCCUGGCCCGUGGACUACUUUGAAAAAACAACUGACAACUUGCUGGCCUUCUAAUUCAAAAUUUCGUUCAUCACGGUGACCACUCUUCUCAACGCUGCUUUGCUUGCUCUCACAGUCAGUCAGUCAGUCAGCGAGUCGCCAUUUUCAGCUCUCGCUCCCCAAUUUCACAAAGCAAACACAGGAAAAUGGACAUCUCCAAAGAUCAAAUCGCGACUCUCCUCGAUCACGACCUCCAUGCUUCCGCUCAGAUGCUCGGAUGCUUCCUUGUAUCGUCGACUUCGGCUAAUCCUGAAACAAGCCCUCAACUGAAGGCCGAAAAUCUGAUUCUUCUAGGAGACUCGCUGUUUCGUGACAGGGAGUAUCGAAGAGCAAUCCAUACCUACAAACAAGCAUUGCAGUACUGUAAGAUUAUCCCCAAGCAGAACUCAACUUCUGCUAGAACUUCACUCUCCAGCAGGUCCUCUUCGCCGAGUUCUUUUAACGCUUUAGCGAUUAAUGAAAACGAGGUGAAGUUCAAGAUUGCAUCUUGUCAUUCAUCACUGAAUGAAACCAGACUGGCUCUGGCCGAGAUGGAAGGAAUUCCUAGCAAAGCAAGAACUUUGCAGAUGAGUUUGUUAAUGGCAAAGCUUUUUCGGAAUUCCAGACAUAAUCGAUAUGCUAUUGCUUGUUACAGAGAGUGCUUGAGGAAUUGCCCUUAUGUAAUGGAAGCUAUUAUAGCCUUAGCUGAACUGGGAGUUGCUGCAAAGGAUAUCAUUUCAUUAUUCUCACAGACUUCAUACAAAAGUGGAAGGGCCCCGUUGGAGCAUAUUGACUCAAAUAGAUGGUUACAACGCUAUGUUGAGGCACAAUGUUGUGUGGCUUCAAACGACUACAAAGGUGGGUUAGAGCUCUUUGCGGAACUUUUGCAACGUUUUCCUAGCAACAUACACAUAUUACUUGAAACUGCUAAGGUAGAAGCAAUUAUUGGAAAGAGCGAUGAGGCUAUAGUGAACUUUGAAAAGGUGCGCUCGCUGGAUCCGUUUCUCAUUACUUACAUGGAUGAGUAUGCAAUACUUCUGAAGGGCAAGUCCGAUUAUACAAAGCUAAACAAGUUGGUUCAUGAUCUUUUAAGUAUUGACCCUACUAGGCCGGAAGUCUUCGUGGCUUUGUCAGUUUUAUGGGAAAGGAAAGAUGAGAGAGGAGCUCUAUCGUACGCUGAGAAGAGCAUCCGAAUUGAUGAGAGACACAUACCAGCCUACAUUAUGAAGGGGAAUAUACUUUUAUCACUGAAGAGACCAGAAGUAGCCGUAAUAGCAUUCAGAGGUGCCCACGAUUUGAGAGCUGAUCUUCGUUCAUAUCAAGGCCUCGUUCAUUCCUAUUUGGCUUUCUCCAAGACCAAAGAAGCUUUGCAUGCAGCCAGGGAGGCCAUGAAGGCCAUGCCUCAAUCUGCAAAAGCGCUGAAAUUAGUCGGGGAUGUACAUGCUAGCAACUCUAGCGGCAGGGAGAAGGCCAAGAAGUUUUAUGAGUCAGCAUUGAGGCUGGAACCUGGAUACUUUGGUGCUGCGUUAGCUUUAGCCGAGCUCCAUUGCGUAGAGGGUAGAAAUGGAGAUGCUGUCUCUCUGCUUGAGCGAUACGUUAAGGAUUGGGCUGAUGAUUCACUUCAUGUCAAGCUGGCUCAAGUGUAUGCCGCCACAAAUGCUCUGCAAGAAGCUUUGUCUCACUACCAGGCUGCAUUACGGUUGAAUCCCCAGAAUGAAGCCGCAAAGAAAGGCUUAGAGCGGUUGGAGAAGCAAAUGAAGGGUGUCGAUCCAGAUGCUCCUGAAGAAGAUGAAGAUAAUGAGGUCGAGGAUGCUGAUGAAGAACCAGAUGAGAUUGAGCUUCUCCGAGAGUAAAAUGCAGAUCCUGAAUUUCAACAUCAUAUGCAUUGUUGCCACUGCUAGCUUAGCAGCCUUCCUAAAUUUUUGGCAAUCAACCCAAGAGGCCUGAAACUGUACCGGAGAUGUGAUCAACUAUUAGACGAGUAAAGAAAACCAUCCUUGACAUCAUGACUAAGCAACCUACACAACUACCUCAGGGACUGCAGGUUAGAUAGUUUGUCAAUCUCUUGCCAUUUUUCUCAUGUAAAGAUCUCAAGCGAAAUGAUUCGACCUUGUUGUAAGUUUGCACUCAGCUCAAACAAAUGAUGGAAUUGCUGGUAGCUAAACAACAUCAUUCAUCCUGGUAGUUUCAUGUUAACAUUGUUGUGCGCUUUUGUUUUAACUGAAGUGACUUCACCAUAACUGUCAAAAAGACUAAUUAACUUCAAUUUGAACUGGAUAAAGCUAAGCACUGAAAUGAAAGAUCUUCACUUCUGCAUUAGUAACAUGCUUGGUUGCCAUUCUAACCUAAUUUCAAAUACAAUUGGCUGUAGAAA
Linum trigynum is the source of this 3433-nucleotide messenger RNA. The record is from the annotation of a GenBank genome assembly. NCBI's taxonomy places the organism in Eukaryota, Viridiplantae, Streptophyta, Magnoliopsida, Malpighiales, Linaceae.